ACUGAAGAUAUUGGCCUGGCUUUAUCAGUUUCGUGAAAUAAAAAUUAAGCCAGGUCAAGUUUAGUCCACAUGCUACAAAGAAACUGAGGAAUGUAGGACAUAUUUUAAACAAUUAUAAUCUUUAUAUAAAUAUCUGCUGGUAAAGCACGGGUUGGUUGCGACAACCAAGAUAGAUCAAAAUUGCUUCACUUAGAGUUUAAAACAUCGGGAGUGUCCUAAGCAUGAACGGACAGGCGCGGAUCGAAACUGACGUGAGAGGAAUACUGUAUUAAAACAGGAUGCCUAAGUGGAGGCUUUUCUCCGAAAGCUGAGGUCCAAUCGUGAUGCCAGGGUGUUCCAGUGAGGUGUACAGAUGUAUUGUAAUCAUUUUUGUUUUCCGAUGUUUCUCAACCCGAGGUUAUAUCAAUCGUGAACGAGGUCAUCGCGUGCAUCUUACGAACUUCAUGGCCUAUGGCCGGAGACGAAACAGGAAUCGAAGAUCUUUGUAUUUUGUUGUGGAAAAAGUUUCGUGAACAGAAGCAUGAGUCUGUGGAAUAGAUCAAAACCUUUUAUUUGCUCUAAUUUGACUUUCAAUCGAUCUUUGGCCUACGCAAAUUUUCGCAAAGAAUUAGUGAAUGUCACUGGGCCUAAGUUUUUCUCCAAAUAUGGCAAUUGUCUCGUGGUUUCCAGAAACGAUGCCAACCCAGCGUCUAGUGUGGAACUGCCAAUCAAGCGAUACUCGCGGGAUGUUUUCUGUCGUCGCAUGUACCAUACGAAUCAAUUUGAACGAUAUUUAAAUCAAUCACCAGAUAGCUCCCGAGUCGUGAUUGGAGAUGAAUUUUAUAAAGAUCAAGUUGAUAAUCGCUUUAUUGUGUUGGGUAAAAGUGUUUUACGGGGUGUCUUGACAGAACACUUUCUAAAGACCUACCCAUAUGUUAGUGCAUUGGAUAUCGUUAACUUAGUUACACACGUGACGAUGGAGAUUUUGCCACUUAUAUUGUCUACAAAUGCUGCUUCAAAUGAGAGCAUUUAUAGAAAAAGGGCCAAUAUGUAUCUAGAAAUUGGUCGCUAUUUUGAAGAAGAAGGGAAGGACUUUAUUUUUGAGAAAUUAAUUUCCCUUCUAUCUGAAGAAUUUACAAAAUCAGAGAUUAAAACAUAUAGCAAACUGGCACACCCAGGAGUUUUGUUGAAGGAAAUAGCUGCGAAACUUGACUUACAGCUUGAAGUGAGGCAAGCAGGUAUAAAAAAAGUGGCUGUUUAUGUCAACGAAUCAUUAGCUGCAGAAUCAACAGCAUCUAGUUUAGAAAAAGCCGAAUAUGCUGCUUGUUUGGAAGUUAUCAAGAAGCACUACAUGAAUGAGAUUGCCAAUGUUGAUCCAGGAGAUGCUGAUAAUUUGCUUGCAAAAGAUUUCAAAGGAAAAUUGGAUGGACAAAGAGUUGUUGAAUUGACCAAAGAAACUGAUGAAACCUUUGGGUUGUUUCUCAAAGGUGGUGAGAAAGCAAAAAUUCAAACAAAGAAAUUUUGGGAAUACCACUUCAUUGAACCAGUGUUUAUAAACAAGAUUGUUGAGGGCAGUCCAGCUUCCAUGAGUGGUCGUUUGCAAGAAGGUGAUGUCAUAUUGGCUGUUGGGGAUUUCACUCUAAAAGGUGUCCAUUUGAAAAAUGCUGUAUCCAUAAUCAACGAAGAGGACACUGUCACCCUAACAGUUAAAUUUGAUCCUCAGAUCAAAAUAAGAAACAAAAUAAAAACAGAGUUUAUUGAAAGGGAAAAGAAAGCCUUCAAAGAGACAUUAAAAUCUGAUGAGUGGAGAAAAUGGCACGAAGCUAGUGCUGAAAAGAACCCACAAAAGUAUCUUAAAGUGACUUGAAAAUGUUUGUUCUAAACCACAGUUUUGUUGCAUCCUUCUUCACUGUGACCUAUAAGAUGUUUCUUAAUUAUGCUCAUGUCUUCUUUGCUAAUGAUUUAUUCUCAUCCUUCAGUAAUGUACAAAAGUACUUUAUAGGUUUGAUAUGACAUGAGUGUUUUGGUAAUUUUGGUAAGGUAAAAUAUUUUGCAGUAUUGCAACCAUUUUGGCUUCAAGCUGUUAAACACUGUUGCUCACCAAGUAUAUUUGACAUUUUUGGCAACCAUUGUUUCUAUCUUUGUGCCUAUCAGUUUCUAUCUCUGAACAGCAUCCAGUUGUCAAUAUGAUAGACCCCAUCUCAAAAUCCUGAGAGGGCCUGGGUUUUCACUGUGGAAUUUAGAAAGAUUUUGAUUAUGUUCUGAAAUUUUUUUACCUCUUUUCAACAUAAGAUCUAUAUGAUCUUUUGCAUAUCAAUAACUCACCAUUGUCAUUGUAGUGGAUCUGGUUGCUCUUCAUUCCCCAGACUUCAUCUUUUUUUGGAUAUAUUAAAAGUAAAGUGUAUAAUUUGCCACAUUAUUUUUUGCACUUCCAUUUCCCUUAUGGUAUCAUUGUGUGUAUUAUGAUUAUUGUAAAUUCUUGUGAGCAAAGCAAUUAAGUGAUUUGAAGUAGUCAUUAUGCAGUUGAACUGUAUGGAUGAUCAUUUGCACCCUUGGACUCCAUUUGCUUUUUUUGCAUAGAUCAGCAGCACUGAUUGGGCUAUUUUGAUCCACAGCUGGGAAUAUGUAUUUCUUAGCUUUGGGGCUUUUGAUCUAUGUUCUCAGGUUUUAGACUCCUAAGAGUGUCAGACAAAAAUAUUUAGAAUGUUUGGAAACAUUGCUUUUCGCAGCCAUUUUUAACAAAAAAAUAGUUAAAUGAAUUCAGCAAAAUUUGAAGAUGGCACAAAAUAGCUGUUGAAAUUGCAAUUUUGGUACAAUAAAAACACAUCCAUAAAGCCCCGUUAAAACGCUCUCAACAUUUCACUGAACAUCGCUCAACAUUUGUACAGUGAUGUUUAGUGAUGUUUAGUGAUGUUGAAUUGGGGUGUUAAAACGCUCUCAACAAUUCGACGCAACAUUCGUUGAGCGGUGAACUUCGGACUCUCAGAGAUCCAAGACAAGUUUGGAAGAUGAACUUCGGAUACUCUUUUGCUUUAACAGUAGCUGCCUGAUGAUUUCCUAAGGUCAGGAUAUUGGUCUUGCAACAUGCUCUGAAUUGCUAUCUCAUCCGAUUUGCUUUCACUGCCAACUGUUUCCAAGCGUUUGUCAUGGUGUGCCAUUACGAUUUAUAAAAUUCAACUUCUCUCAACCUCUUGGUCUGAUCUGAAAUCUUGACACGCUGAAGCCUUUCUUUGGCGCGCAAAAUCCAAGUCUAGUGCGCUUGCGCUGACUGAACAUUGUUGUAUGGGGUGUUAAAACGCUCUCAACAUCUCUCAACAACACCUUUAACAAUAGAAAUGUUGAGUCGACCCGCUGAACAUUUUUGAAUCUGUUCAAACUCCACUCAACAUCGCUGAACACCGCUCAACACCACUCAACAUCACUGAACAGGGUGUUAAAACGCUCUCAACAUUUGCACUCUACAAAUGUUGAGCGAUGUUCAGUGAAAUGUUGAGAGCGUUUUAACGGGGCUUAAG
This is a messenger RNA of Rhopilema esculentum, 3494 nucleotides long. RefSeq lists its product as uncharacterized. Gene Ontology annotation, molecular function: protein binding. The record is from RefSeq and is a predicted model, not a curated record. NCBI's taxonomy places the organism in Eukaryota, Metazoa, Cnidaria, Scyphozoa, Rhizostomeae, Rhizostomatidae.